Molecule: messenger RNA, 1746 nt
Organism: Anoplopoma fimbria (sablefish)
Lineage: Eukaryota; Metazoa; Chordata; Actinopteri; Perciformes; Anoplopomatidae
Gene: dab1b
Product: DAB adaptor protein 1b
Exons: 13
Coding region: 1-1746 (581 amino acids)
Biological process (GO): lateral motor column neuron migration; ventral spinal cord development
Source: RefSeq, a predicted model, not a curated record
AUGUCAGCGGAGGCCGAGCUCCAGCCGGGUGUCAAAACCAGCCAGCGAAAGGAGUCCAGGAGGAUCAAAGGUCAGGACCGCAGUGAGGCGGGGCUUAUUAAGCGUUUCCGUGGAGAUGGCGUGCGCUACAAGGCCAAGCUGAUCGGGAUUGAUGAGGUGACAGCGGCGCGCGGGGACAAGCUGUGCCAGGACUCCAUGAUGAAGCUGAAGGGAAUGGCUUCCUCGGCACGUUCCAAAGGGGAGCACAAGCAGAGAGUGUUUUUGACGGUCUCUUUCGGCGGGAUCAAGAUUUACUGUGAAAGAUCAGGGGUGCUCAUGCAUCACCACUCAGUCCACGAGAUCAGCUACAUCGCCAAGGACACCAGGGACCACCGGGCCUUUGGCUACGUCUGCGGGAAAGAGGGCCACCAUAAGUUUGUGGCCAUCAAGACCGCACAGUCGGCGGAGCCUCUCAUUAUUGACCUGCGCGACCUCUUCACGCUCAUCUACGACAUUAAACAGCGGGAGGAGAUGGAGAAGAAGGCCCAGAAGGACAAACAGUGUGAGCAGGCCGUCUACCAGACCAUCCUGGAGGACGAAGUGGACGAUCCAGUUUACCAGUACAUAGUGUUUGAGGCUGGACACGAACCGCUCCGUGGCCCCCAGUCAGAGGAGAGCGUUUAUCAGGUCCCAACCAGUCAGCAGAAGGAAGGGAUCUAUGAUGUCCCAAAACGCCAUUUCAUGACUAACAUCAACCACUUUGAUCUUUUUGGCGACAUGUCCACUCCUCCCUCGAUGCCCCCAUCCCCCGCCAACACACUGGACCCUAGCAGGAGCAGCCGACAGCAGCAACACGCUGCUGAGUUGUACGCCCCCUUCAGCCCCACCUCCGUGCCGUCAGGUUAUAUGACCAUGGGUCCGGUGCAGGCCGCCCAGUGGGCCCAGCAGCCGUUUCCUGCCCAGGGUCAGACUCUGGCCUUCCCCGUACAGGGGCCCCUCCAGGUGGCUCAGGUCCUACCCGGUGGUCAGCCAGUCAUCUGGAGCCAGGCCAACAUUUUCCCAGCCACUCAGCAGCAGUGGGCGGCCAUGGCAGCCUACAUGCCUGCCCAGACCGUGGGCGUGGGAGGGCACGCCAUACCAGCUGCCAUGCUCCAAGGCCUGGUACCCAUCACCACCAUGUGCCCCCAAGCCUGCGACAUGUCGGCCCCCUCCUCUGCCAUCACCAGCCCCCAGCACACGGCCGACCCAGCUCUGCUUCAGAGGCAGCUGAGCCUGGGGAAGGAGGGCCUCGGCCUUGACUCAGACGCAGGCGAGGGCCCCUCUACAUCAGGAGCCGGAGCAGCAGGUGUGGGAUCUGGCGUUGCGUCUGCAGGGGUGAGCAGGUGUGGGACCCCAGGCCUCAUGAGUGUACCUGACACACUGGUCUGCAGUCAGCUGCUGCCACCUUCAGCUGCUGCGACACAGGAAGAGGAAGGAAGCUGUAGUGACCUUGAUCUCUCUAGGAUGACCUUGAGCCCGGGGACAUCCACAUCACCGUCUACUGAAUCACCGUCCACUCCAGCCCCUCAGCAGAGCUCGUCUUCAGACUGCCCCCCUUCCCAGGCCAGUGACCCCCCCACAGAUCACUCCCCUGUAGACCCAGACGGUAACUGCAUCAACGCCAAGGAGGAGCAAUCGGGCUCUGGUGUUGCAAGGUCGAUAUCUCCGGUGCCAUGUGGAGCUCCUGAUCCUUCGCAGGAUCAGACCUGUCCACAGGAAGACAGCUAG